UCCACGCCCACAGCAUAGUCAUUGAAGAUGCUGAGAGGUCACGUCUAUGUAUCAACAACCUUGUCGUUAGGAGCAACUCCUUACUGAGGGACAUUCAGCUCUCGUUCAAGCAUGCGAUGAAGCUGAAUGAAGUCACUGGUCUAACAUUCUGGCAGCUACUACGACUCAUCGACGGAAGCUCAGCGAACUACCGUUCAAGCGCAUCUCAUGACGUGGAGACGGCCACAGUACCUAAGUCGGACCACGCCCACAAUGGGGAGGUGGCCUUCUGUGAUGAUAGGAUUCUUGGUUGGGAAAUAAUGAUGGAUAUGGCUGGGGAAUCUAGAGGCUUGUCACUCUGGCGCUACCUCACAGAGGACUGGGCGGAGGAAAGGCUGGAGACCAUUGCUCCUUCUCCAGUGCCGAGGCUGCCUAUUGUGAUGGCUGGCUCAGCCUAUACGGGAACUAAUG
Perkinsus marinus ATCC 50983 is the source of this 450-nucleotide messenger RNA. RefSeq lists its product as hypothetical. NCBI's taxonomy places the organism in Eukaryota, Perkinsozoa, Perkinsida, Perkinsidae. The transcript has a single exon. The annotation marks the transcript as partial. The record is from RefSeq and is a predicted model, not a curated record.